UCGAGAGGUAUCGAGAGUGCAUUGUUUGAUAACACAAUAAACAAUUGUCAAAUUAAUUUCGUGUUUUUUCUUUUCAAUUUUAAAUAAAAGUUAUAUAAUAAUAAUAUAACUAUCUAUUAUUACUAUAUUUCAGAAUAUGACUGGGUAUAUAAUUCUAAAACCAGAGAAUCUUCAAAAUUCUUUGAAGGGCAAACCAAGAUGGAUGAUAUGCGUAGUGUUCACUGCAGGCCUGCUCAUCAUGACGCUGUCGGCAGUCGCCUCUGGCAUCUUCAUAGGCUACACUUAUUGCUACGUCGAACAUCGGACAGACUUUAGAGCUGCGGGUAACAUCUCGCAAAUACAAGAUCUUCGGAUUUUUAACGUUCCUCUCGGAGAUGCCCAGAAGAUGAGGGAGCAGAACACGAUAAAUGGAGCGCUUGUAUCCAGCCAAUUAGUGCAGAAGUUUCUCAAAAUUGGACACACACUAUGGGAUGAUGAUCACGCGUACUUGCUGGGCCAUUUGAUGACAAACGCGUCGAGAAACUGAAACGGGAAUAAUGAGUGUCAGAAAAUGCAGAAUAGUUCGUUCGUUUUUGCUUUCGUUGUCGGGAUUAGUUUGGUUUUAUUCUCCAAGUAUUCUACUUCGACUACCGAAUUGAAUCGCAAAAGAUGCGCCUAUUAUGGCGAUAUAUUAACUAUGAGAGGCGAAUAAAACGAUUCGAUUCACCGACCUAGUGGACGUUAGGCUUAAGACUUCAUAAAACUAGAAAUUAGUCGUGUGCCCUUUUUGCUCUAGUUUUAUGUACCCAUUGUUAAAUCUUAUUAUUUUCUAUACAUAGAACUGCAUUUCUUUUAAGUUUACCUUUUAAAUUGUUUUCUUGUGUUCCUAUUGUUCUAUUUAAUGAUUGAAUAAA
Molecule: messenger RNA, 893 nt
Organism: Maniola jurtina (meadow brown)
Lineage: Eukaryota; Metazoa; Arthropoda; Insecta; Lepidoptera; Nymphalidae
Exons: 3
Coding region: 137-526 (129 amino acids)
Source: RefSeq, a predicted model, not a curated record